Messenger RNA from Aphanomyces astaci, 2209 nucleotides. RefSeq lists its product as hypothetical. Gene Ontology annotation, biological process: attachment of GPI anchor to protein. Gene Ontology annotation, cellular component: membrane; GPI-anchor transamidase complex. The record is from RefSeq and is a predicted model, not a curated record. The transcript has 11 exons. The coding region runs from base 29 to 1984 and encodes 651 amino acids. Lineage: Eukaryota; Oomycota; Saprolegniomycetes; Saprolegniales; Verrucalvaceae.
CCACGGGGAUUUUGGACGUUUGCGAAAGAUGUCUGCGGUGGCGGCGCCGACGACGGCUAGAAAAGGCUUGCUGACGCGACUCGUGGACAAUGGCCGUGUCCAGCCGCUAGCCCUAUACGUGGCAUGGAUCGGAGUCCUCUUGGGCAUCGCCUGGGUCUUGGCCCAUCCAGUGGCAACAGUCACAACUGGGGAACUUAAGAGUCGCGGGACAUACUUCUCCGAGAAUGCGCUUCUGGUCGAUUCAACAAUGUCGGACAUCACAGAUCUCCAGGCAUCGUGGGCCAAGAAACUGCACAAGGAGUACAUCAACCUCGAGUGGACAGACGAGAACGGCUGCGAGCUCCACAGCACUUGCACGCAUGUGAUGCAUUGGAUCGAAUCCAAACUGCACGCGAUUCCCGGCGUCGAGGUGUAUCGCCAACAAUACACCCAGCAUCUAUACGACGCCGAAUAUGUCAACCGUACGAAUCUGUACGCGGUCUUACGCGGGGCUCCCAUGGUCGACGGCAAGGAAUCGUUGGUAUUGGUGGCGCAAUACCCCAACAUCCCUGCUACGAACAAGAACGGAUUCUCGGCAUUAACCGUCGGCUUGGCUAUGCUGCGCUACCUCAACGACAAGAAAUGGCUGGCCAAAGACGUCGUGUUGCUUCUCACCGACGAUGGGCCCAACGAUGGCAGGGACGGGUACUCACCUGGAGUCGAGGCGUGGCUGCAAGCAUACCACUCGGAUCCAUUUUCGACAUCGUCGCCGUUACCUAUGCAUGCUGGUGUCAUUCGUGGCGCGAUCAACCUGGAAACGAGCUCAGAUCGCCACAAGUACAACGCCGUGGGCAUAUUCACGGCCGGAAUGAACGGCCAGCUCCCGAAUCUGGAUUUGGUCAAUUCGGCAGUAGACACACUCGAAAACGAGCGAUUCGCUAUUGCCUUGGACAGAUGCGCCGACUCGUCCAUUGUGUGCGAUGAUGUGCUGGAGCUAUUACACCCGUGGGUGCGCUCAAUGGUGUCCCCCGACUUGGACGGGUACCUCACGCGGCUAUUCACCAUGCUUCGCUUCAUGAAAACACUGGCAACGGGGCCAUCGGGGCCCCAUGCCAACUUCAUCCACUACAACAUCGACGCCAUCACCGUCGCCGCCCUCCAUUCGAAAGCAUCUUCGUCCUUUCAGCUGUCCAACUGGAUGCGCGCCAUCGCCACGGUCGUGCGCGGCGUGAGCAACUUGGAGGAAAAGUUCCACCAGUCGUUUUACUUUUACCUGCUGCCGUCGACCCGCACGUUCGUGUCCAUUGGCGAGUACUAUUACCCGAUGGUGCUGCUGAUGCUACCUUUAUUUGCGCACACGCUGUAUAUUGCCACCAACACGGGAGGGCUUCGGCUGGCGUUUGCGCUGGCGGCGUUCGCCACCGCGGCGGGCCUGGGCGUGCUCUUGCUCAUCCUGACCACCCAUUUGUCGGUGCUGGACCCCAUCGUGCCGCUGUUGGACCUGACAAAAACCCACCCCGAGACGCUUAGUCGGUCCUACUGCUGGACGCUCGUGGGGAUCGCCGCGGUGUUUCAGCUCGUGGCGGUGCGCUGGCUCGUCCCGGCGCUGGCUACACACGCCUUGCUUGACGGAUGUGUGGACGAGAGCCAGUGGCUGCGGCAAAUCCACGACCACCGCAAAGAAUUCCAAGCGACUCGACCGGAAAACGACCGGAAUAAGGAUCUUUUGGUCGAACACGUGCCGUAUACGUCCGACAACGGGUGGCUCGCCGUGAAAGGGCUGGCGUCGAUCUUUGUCAUUGUGGUGCACUGUGCCGUGGGUAUCCUCAACUACCCGUUUGCCCUGCUCUGUACGUUGCCGAUAGUUCCGCUGAUUGCUCUCUCCAAGCCAUCCGUGGAAUCCACAACCAUUCGCAGUGCAUUCAACGCACUGUUGCUGCUUUUGCUCAGGUAUGUUUGUUUCCCUACAUAUAUGUUCUGCAAUCAUCGAUUACUCUGUACAUAGUCCCGUCGGAUCUCUCGUCCUCUUGGACGUUGCCCAUCCUGGAGCCAUGGAUGGAUUGGCAUAUGGAAUCAACGGCUACGCCCGACACGGUUUACUGACAGUGCCGUACCUGUGCAUGGUGUACUUUCCGGUGCACACGCUGGCCAUGUGGGUGUACUUCUUCCAGCCCAAAGACAGCGCGACCGAUUACGACAAUUAACACUCUUAAUCUAAGGUUCAAACGAA